AUGGAAUACAAAAAUCAAACUCCAUUGACUGAGUUUGUCCUUGUUGGCUUUCCAUACCCCAAGAACUUGGUGGGUCCUUUAUUCAUCUUCUUCCUGCUUAUCUACUUACUGACCCUCCUUGGAAACCUUCUGAUUUUGUUGGUUGUGAUGUCCAAUCCCCAGCUCCACAAGCCCAUGUACUGGUUCCUUUGCCACCUGUCCUUCUUGGACAUGACGGUCUCCACUGUGAUUGUCCCCAAGGUGAUUGCUGGGUUUCUAGAGGGUGGUGGGAUCAUCUCCUUUGGGGGCUGUGUGUGUCAACUCUUCUUCUUCCACUUCCUGGGCUGCACGGAAUGCUUCCUCUACACUCUGAUGGCUUAUGACCGUUUCCUGGCCAUUUGCAAGCCACUCCAUUAUGGCACCAUCAUGAACCGUAGGACGUGCCUCUUCCUCACCAUGGGUACCUGGCUUGGUGGCUGCCUUCACUCUGUGAUGGAGACAGCCCUUGUUUUCCGUCUCCCCUUUGGGUGGAGAAACCAGGUGAACUAUAUCUUCUGUGACAUCCCGGCAGUGCUGAAGCUGGUUUGUGCUGACACGGCACUCAACGAGAUGAUAACCAUGGUUGAUGUUGGCCUUGUAGCCACCACUUGCUUCUUUCUCAUCCUGACUUCCUACGUGUACAUUUUAUCUGCCAUACUGAAAAUCCGCAGCACUGACGGGCGCCGGCGAGCGUUCUCCACCUGCUCAGCUCAUCUUACUGUGGUGGUGACUUAUUAUGUGCCACUUGUUUUCAUUUAUCUGAGACCAGGAUCACAGGAUCCAUUGGAUGGGGUAGUGGCUGUGUUCUACACUUCACUGACUCCACUUCUGAACCCCAUAAUCUAUACUCUAAGGAACAAAGACAUAAAAGUUGCCCUUGUAAAACUGAUGGGGAGGACACUCUAG
Molecule: messenger RNA, 924 nt
Organism: Zootoca vivipara (common lizard)
Lineage: Eukaryota; Metazoa; Chordata; Lepidosauria; Squamata; Lacertidae
Product: olfactory receptor 10G6-like
Biological process (GO): G protein-coupled receptor signaling pathway
Cellular component (GO): membrane
Molecular function (GO): G protein-coupled receptor activity; olfactory receptor activity
Source: RefSeq, a predicted model, not a curated record